Messenger RNA from Ficedula albicollis (Collared flycatcher), 1649 nucleotides. It is a transcript of the gene U2AF1, whose product is annotated as U2 small nuclear RNA auxiliary factor 1. Bases 495 to 1331 code for a protein of 278 amino acids. The record is from RefSeq and is a predicted model, not a curated record. The transcript is spliced from 8 exons. Gene Ontology annotation, biological process: mRNA splicing, via spliceosome. NCBI's taxonomy places the organism in Eukaryota, Metazoa, Chordata, Aves, Passeriformes, Muscicapidae. Gene Ontology annotation, cellular component: U2AF complex; spliceosomal complex. Gene Ontology annotation, molecular function: metal ion binding; pre-mRNA 3'-splice site binding.
CUUCCCGCCGCCUCCUGCCAGAAAGCGCCUCCUCCUCCUCCUGUUCCCCUUUUGUUCGUGUCCCUGAGCCUCGCAGCAGCCUGAGAGCUCCCGCUCUGCUGCAAGGACAGCGACUGGUUAUUUCUCCCCCCUCCCCAGGGUGCGGAGGAUUUCCCCGACUGCUGCAUCCUGAUCCUACAGGCUUCUGCCUGCAGCCUUCCACGCGUCCGGGAACGCCUCUAGUUUCUCUGGUUGUUGGAAGCACACACACAAAACCCUCCUAACGAAAAUUUGGUCACCAUCGGCCUGACCAAACCGGCGUGUUUUUCCACUCGUAAAAAUGAAAAGGGGGCAUCGAUGUGCUGCUGGACUAAAUUACUCUUGUCAGCCCCUGGCCGUGGGGCUUCUGCUCUGCUCUGUAGCGCUGCCAUUCCAGGAAAGCAGUGUCGGCAGCCUCUCUUUUGAGCUCUGUUACUGUAGCAUCCUUUCACACAAAGGAGAUACAUAGGAAUUUAAUGCAUUACAGUUUCAGAGUUUUAAUCAGGCAUGAAAUUCCUGUGCAGCUCUUGUUUUCUGUUAAAAAAAGGAAAUGGAACCUUCCAGAAGGUGCUGAAGUUGGAGGCACUAUUGGAAAUUUUGUAGUUAGGUAUUUCUUUUUGUUUCAGGUUAGAGUUCAGAAAAGACAAGUCAACUGCUCAUUUUAUUUCAAAAUUGGAGCUUGUCGCCAUGGAGACAGAUGUUCUCGGUUGCACAACAAACCAACAUUUAGCCAGACCAUUGCCCUCUUGAACAUUUACCGUAACCCUCAAAACUCUUCCCAGUCUGCUGACGGUUUGCGCUGUGCUGUGAGCGAUGUUGAGAUGCAGGAACAUUAUGAUGAGUUCUUUGAGGAGGUCUUCACAGAAAUGGAGGAGAAAUACGGCGAAGUUGAGGAGAUGAACGUCUGUGAUAACCUUGGAGAUCAUCUAGUUGGAAAUGUAUACGUAAAGUUCCGCCGUGAAGAAGAUGCAGAGAAGGCUGUGAUUGACCUGAACAAUCGCUGGUUUAAUGGGCAGCCCAUCCAUGCUGAGCUGUCCCCCGUGACUGACUUCAGAGAGGCCUGCUGCCGUCAAUACGAGAUGGGAGAGUGUACACGAGGAGGUUUCUGCAACUUUAUGCAUUUGAAGCCCAUUUCUCGGGAGUUAAGGCGCGAGUUGUAUGGGCGGCGUCGUAAAAAGCAUAGAUCCAGGUCGAGGUCCCGUGAGCGCCGGUCGAGAUCCAGAGAUCGCGGUCGUGGCGGCGGAGGAGGCGGCGGCGGCCGUGAGCGGGACAGGAGGCGGUCAAGAGAUCGUGAACGAUCCGGUCGAUUCUGAGCCAUGCCAUUUUUACUGUAUGUCUGCUAGAAAGUGUUGUAGUUUGACCAAACAAGUUCAUAAUGACAUUUUUUUUAAAGAUGGGCUUCUGAAUAAAAAAUUUGUAGUGAUACAGUAUUCUUUGUGUAACUUGUUUCUUGUGGGGGGAGUCUUUUUAACUGUCAUUCCUCUAUCUUGACAAAUACCUGGAUUAAGUCUGCCUGAGGGAAAGGUGGUAAAUGUAUUGGAGGAGCGCCAGUUUUGGUUUGGGUUUUUAUUUUAUUCGGGUAUGAUUUGAACUGUUGAUGAAAAUGUGUGUGUAUAUAAUAUAAAAUAUUA